Messenger RNA from Onychostruthus taczanowskii (white-rumped snowfinch), 2080 nucleotides. It is a transcript of the gene OLFML1, whose product is annotated as olfactomedin like 1. Bases 204 to 1397 code for a protein of 397 amino acids. The record is from RefSeq and is a predicted model, not a curated record. NCBI's taxonomy places the organism in Eukaryota, Metazoa, Chordata, Aves, Passeriformes, Passeridae. Gene Ontology annotation, biological process: signal transduction. The transcript is spliced from 3 exons.
UUGCUUCCUUAAUAAUGAUAGAAUGCAACAGCCAUUUUAAGUCCUUUUAAUCUUUUCAGCCACAGUAUUUUUCACUUUUUAGUAAUAUUGAGUAUUAUUUUUUCACUUCAGAUGAUGGAAAAUUGCGUUUGAUCUUGGACUGGCAGCAUUUGGGAUUGCCCACAGAACUGAUCCACUACUUUCCUCCAAAUUUUUCUGGUGCAAUGUUACCCUUACAAGUGCAUUUCUUGCUGAUUCCAUCCCUCAUGAGCAUCAUGGGAGCAGCACAGUACAUGAUGCAGGAUGCAGCCCUGCUGAGCUACAUUGACCAGCGUUUUCUGUCUCUGGAGAAGAGGCUGGAGAAGUGCAGCCAAGAUGUGCUGGAAUACGUGGAUGAGUUCCAGGAGUUCUCCAAGGCAGUGCUGUCCCGCCUAGCAAGGCUGAGCUCCGACAAAACUGAGCUUAAGGGGCAAGUGGAGAAUUUGCUAACGAGGGUCGAGCACGCCCAGAGGGACAUCGACUAUUUUGGAUCCGUCAUGGACUCCAACGCCUGCGUGGAAGUGCACGAGGACCUGCUGAAACAGCAGCUGCUGGAAGAGGCAGAAGAAAAAAAGAGACUUAAACUCAUGCUUAAUGCAAGUUGUGACCACAUGCUUGCAGGUAUUAGGUCCCUGAAGGUAGUUAAGAAGACUGGAGGGAAGCAUGGCUCUUGGAUGAAAGAUCCUGGCAAAAAGCACGGGAAGAUUUAUUUAUUAAGUGGCUCUGUAAAUAAUGUGAUUUUGGAAUUUGCCAAUAUCAUGGCUUUCAUGGAAAACAAUCAGACUCUGAAAGCUCGCAGGGUCCCCUUGCCACUGCCCUGGGAAGGAACUGGCCACGUCAUCUAUCAGGGCUUCCUCUUCUACCACAGACACGGCUCCUUGAACGAGAUCGUGAAAUUCAACAUCCAGAGAAGAAGCGUAGCUGACCAGAUGCUGCUGCCAGGGGCUGGGAGGAUUCCUGCCUACCAGCUCUCCCCACAGACAAAAAUAGACCUGGCUCUCGACGAGCAGGGGCUGUGGGCCCUCCAUGCAGAGCCAGAGACCGGGGGGAACAUCGUCCUCACCAAAAUCAACCCCGCAGCCAUGGCCGUGGAGCACAGCUGGGACACGCCCUGCAGCAGCCGGGAUGCUGAGGCAGCUUUCAUGGCCUGCAACACCCUCCACGUGGUCUACAACUCUCCUUCUGGGGGCUCCUCCCGCAUCCAGUGUGUCUAUGAUGUUUUGGGUGCUCUGAAUGCUCACACAAACCCAGGACUGCAUUUCCCAAAACGCCAGGGUGGCCACUCCACCGUACACUACAAUCCUAAAGAAAAGCAGCUCUUCGCUUGGGGUGAUGGAUCCCAGAUCAUUUACAAACUCCACACAGAGCAGAAAGUUUAAAACCUUUAGCAGCUUUUUCAAGCAGACAUAAAAGCCACCAGUCCCAGGUCAACACAGCCUUUUAAUGUGUAUUAAAACUACAUUAUUCCCAGCUGUUACAACUUUCAUCCAUUUUACAUAACUUAAGAUUUAUGUACCCCAGUAAUCUUAAUGCCCAAUAAAGAAGAUGUGAAGACUGAAUUAAUUACAUGAUGACUACACACCACACAUGCACAACCCAUCCCCCCCGCCUCCAAAUUAAAGUCUAAGGUUAAUUGAAAAAAAAUAUAUAGCCCAUUUCUGACACGUUCUCUUCCAAUGAAACUAUGUUUUCUGUUUCAAUGCCAUGGAAAUCAAAUCAGAAAUCUUUCCUGUCCAAAACACAGUUUGACAACCUUCACUACUCUGAAGAUCACUAUAGAAAGCCUUCUAGUAAGCUAUAUAAAAUCACAUGCUCCCAGAGAAAUUAGAUAUUGGUUUUAACAGGAGAGGUUUAUUUUACCACAAAGUGUAGGAAUAUACAGCCCCACAAACAUGGUUUAAAUUUAACAUAGAACUCUCAUACAUUGCAUCAAGGCUACUCCUAUUCAUUGAACUUCUAGAGCACUUCCAUGAAAAUUCUACACUUCUUAUCCAUAUAGCUGUACAGACCACGUGGAUCCUGCCAGUACAUUAGCUGCAGCCAAGUAUUCACUUUUUUCAGC